This is a messenger RNA of Mya arenaria, 432 nucleotides long. RefSeq lists its product as uncharacterized. NCBI's taxonomy places the organism in Eukaryota, Metazoa, Mollusca, Bivalvia, Myida, Myidae. The coding region runs from base 47 to 358 and encodes 103 amino acids. The transcript is spliced from 3 exons. The record is from RefSeq and is a predicted model, not a curated record.
AAAUAUCUUUGGAAAGCAUAAAGGUAUUUGAUGUUUACUAGUUAACAUGGCAAUUUCGAGAUUUCUAACGCUGACGUUUGGUUCUAUAUAUUGUGCUGCUCUGGUGUAUGGCUGCAGUACAAACACGGACUGUCCACAAGACCAAUGUUGUGGCUUCAGAAGAGUUGACAUAAUCGGGUUGGAUGGAAUUUGCGAGAAUUACAGUCAGGAAGGUGAAGGUUGUCACGGAUCGUUGCUAUGGCAGAGCUGCGACUGCGCAGAAGGCCUAGAGUGUGUUGAACAUACGGGCAUCUUCGCCAUAGCUCACACUAGCAAGGGUUCGUGUAGGAGGACGGGUGCCCCCUCAGUAGUCGGAUAAAGGUGGAAUUAUGAAGUGCAUUGUAUUGAUAUGGACAAUUAUUUCGAGUGAAAUAAAUGUCAUGAUCGAAACUA